Molecule: messenger RNA, 1154 nt
Organism: Callithrix jacchus (white-tufted-ear marmoset)
Lineage: Eukaryota; Metazoa; Chordata; Mammalia; Primates; Cebidae
Gene: C5AR2
Product: complement C5a receptor 2
Biological process (GO): inflammatory response; complement receptor mediated signaling pathway; chemotaxis
Cellular component (GO): plasma membrane
Molecular function (GO): G protein-coupled receptor activity; complement component C5a receptor activity
Source: RefSeq, a predicted model, not a curated record
CCCACGAGGGGACCCUCUUGGAAGAGACGGUAAAAGCAAUGGAGAGCUGGGACAGGCCUGUGAGCACGUCCAGCACAGAUAUCCUGGUUAAAGAACAAGGACAUAGAAUGUACUACGUGCCUACACCAGGAGCCAGGAUGGAGAACGCUUCUGUCAGCUAUGACUAUGGGGAUUAUGGUGACCUCUCGGACCUCCCAGUGGACUGCCCGGAUGGCACCUGCCUGACCAUCGACCCGCUGCGCGUGGUCUCGCUCCUGCUGUAUGUCGCCAUCUUCCUGGUGGGGGUGCCAGGCAAUGCCAUGGUGGCCCGGGUGACGGGGAAGGAGGCCCGCUGGAGGGUGGGUGCCACCUGGUUGCUCCAUCUGGCUGUGGCAGAUUUGCUGUGCUGUUUGUCUCUGCCCAUCCUGGCAGUGCCUAUUGCCCGUGGGGGCCACUGGCCGUACGGGGCCUUGGGCUGUCAGGUGCUGCCGUCUGUCAUCCUGCUGACCAUGUAUGCCAGCGUCCUGCUCCUGGCAGCUCUCAGUGUGGACCUCUGCCUCCUGGCUCUUGGGCCCGCCUGGUGGUCUAUGACUCAGCGGGCGUGCAGGGUGCAGGUGGCCUGUGGGGCGGCCUGGACUUUGGCCUUGGUGCUCACCAUGCCCUCCGCCGUCUACCGCCGGCUGCACCAGGACUACUUCCCCGCCCGGCUGCGGUGUGUGGUGGACUACCGCGGCUCUUCCAGCACUGAGAAUGCAGUGACCUCUGUCCGCUUUCUUUUUGGCUUCCUAGGGCCCCUGGUGGCUGUGGUUAGCUGCCACAUUGCCCUCCUGUGCCGGGCAGCUCGAUACCGCUGGCCACUGGGCACAGCCGUCAUGGUGGGGUUUUUUGUCUGCUGGGCACCCUACCACCUGCUGGGGCUGGUGCUCACCGUGGCGGCCCCGAACUCUGCACUCCUGGCCAGGGCCCUGCGAGCUGAACCCCUGGUCGUGGGCCUUGCCCUCGCUCACAGCUGCCUCAAUCCCAUGCUCUUCCUGUAUUUCGGGAGAGCUCAACUCUGCCAGUCACUGCCAGCUGCCUGUCACUGGGCCCUGAGGGAGUCCCAGGACAGGGAUGAAGGUGUGGACAGCAAGAAAUCCACCAGCCAUGACCUGGUCUCGGAGAUGGAGGUGUAGGAU